AUGGGUCCCCAUGAGACUCCCUAUGAAUUUGGGUUUUUCGAGGCGGUUGAACUGACAAUGGCUAGAACAUGGCGUGGUGAGCGUGGAGAGGAGUGGUCAUCUGCGCAAGGACUUGAAUCAAUCUUAUUAUCCAUCCAAAGUCUCCUAUCAUCUAACCCAUACGAAAACGAACCGGGCUUCGAGGAUGCCAAUGAUGAAAGCGACAAGAAAAACCAAAAGGACUAUAUCCAAAAGAUUCGACACGAGACACUACGUAUCAGUGUCAUCCAACGUCUGGAAGGCUACCUCGGAAUGGGCACCAGUGGCACCCAGUUGCACAGUCUUCCAGGAGCGAAUGAGAUGGACGAUGAUGACAUUGACGAGGCUACCGUCCCCUUUGAGCCUUUUAGAGAUCUGUGCAAACGCCGCUUUCUUUGGUAUUACGAAUCAUACCUCGCUGCGAUCGAAAAAGGCAAAUCAGAGACCAAGCCCAACCAGCCUUUUACGAGAAUGCCGUUUGAGUCGCCAGGAAACAACUCAAUGGAUGGGAAAUUCAAUUAUCCCGAGCUCAGCAGCCGCCUGCAUGCCAUCAAGGCUGCUAUCGACGCGGAGCCUGAGAAAUGGGCCGCUGAGGGCCUAGAAGCUAAGAAGAAGGAGACAACUGUUGCUGUUAACCUUCAGCAUCAGUUUGAGCAGGUUGUCGAAGUAUUCAAGCGAGGCGACAUGCCGCAUGACGUUUUUCUCGAGAACGAGAACCCCUUCGUCUGGGUAAUAACCUACUUCGGGCGCCCUAUGACCAACCUCGACGGUGGUCUGUUCAGAAUCAAAAUGAACUUCAGCGUCCGUUUCCCUGAAGAGCAACCUCGUGUCAAGUUCGAGACCAAGAUCUUUCACCACCACAUCGCUGCAGAUGGUACAGCAUGCUACACUCCGAACCCUAUGAAAAGGGAAGAUGUACGAUCCCAUAUUGAUGCCAUCUUUGCGAUACUUGAAGAUGACGAGCCAGCCUAUGACCCACGCAAAAUUGUGAACCCGGAAGCGACCAAAAUGUACUGGGGAGGAAGCCCAGACGACAAGAAGAAGUACAACCGACGUCUUCGCCGAUCCGUACAGCAGAGCAUGGAGUCAGUACCUAAUCAAGAUCCUGCAGUCAUUCUACGCGCAAGCUAA
Fusarium musae is the source of this 1149-nucleotide messenger RNA. RefSeq lists its product as uncharacterized. Bases 1 to 1149 code for a protein of 382 amino acids. The record is from RefSeq and is a predicted model, not a curated record. The transcript has 3 exons. Lineage: Eukaryota; Fungi; Ascomycota; Sordariomycetes; Hypocreales; Nectriaceae.